UUCUUGGACGCAAACGAUGACAUGAGUGAGAAAAUUGGGCUUGCUGAUAACAUGUCCACUCUACCAAUUUACCGGUAGUAUCAAAACACGAUUAGAAAUCAAGCAAAGAAUACAGCUGCACGUGCACUAAUACUAAUACCACGUGACCAAGGGGAUUGAGUUGUCAGUGGAACGUUUGUAGACGGGAUGUUUUGCCUGCGAAGAGUGAGGUGAAGUAGUUUAUCACAUUAGCCAAAUACAGUAGUAAUGUGGCGCAUGUAAUUGCAAUUAUGGCUAAAUUUAGCUUUGAAGGAAAACAGUUUACGCCUGGCACGAUGCUAACAUACUAAGUUAGCUUUGCUAGAACGACGUUCCCUGGCUAGCUAUCGCUAGCCAACUUGUCAUAUUCUGUUUCUCACAUUUAGGUUUUGUUCGUCUGUAAUAAAUAACAUCGUCAAACGUAUAGCCUGCAGACACUGGUUUGCAUAAACUCUUAAAUCAAGUGUAAAUAGGCUAAAGGUAGACCUACAACGCAUUUCAAGUGGCCAAGACCCACAUUUUCUCCUGAUGCGACAACAUAUUUUGGAAAUUGCCAUUAUGUUGCAACUUGAUCGCUCAAGAAAUCAUUAGCCAGUCAGUCUUUGCUGUUGGCCUCAGUAAGUUGGACUUUACUCUGCCAGGCCUAACAUCAUCUUGCACAGGUGAAGAAUGCAGGCUAUAUCCGAGUUAUUUUAGGGCUAAUAAACUUUAUUAAGUCUUCACCCUGCAUAGCGUCAAAUGUGUAGAGCUAUCUAGGUAUAAUUAAUAUGAGUCCGUUACGCCUUGUUUUAUGGUUGAGUGUGUUUGCCUUACCAUCGGCACCGACGGAGUCCCCCUCCUAUGUCGCUGCUGUGUACGAACACCUGGUUGUACUAAACCCGAACCCUAGAGUUGCUCUUGGAAGGCGUGCAGCCUUGGAACACAUGCAGAAGAAUCUCGACGUAUUUGAGCAGCAAGCUGCAUUGGCAGCUCAGCAGGGGGCUCAGAUCUUGGUGUUCCCAGAAGAUGCUAUACAGGGCUUUAACUUCACUAGAGCAUCCAUAGCGGGUUACUUGGAGGCGGUGCCUGAUACAACUGAAGUGACAUGGAAUCCAUGCUCAGAACGGGCUCGCUUCCCUGAUACUGAGGUGCUCCAGCGCCUCAGCUGCAUGGCUCAGAAGAACAGCCUCUACCUGGUGGCCAACAUGGCAGGCAUCCAGGUGUGCAACUCAACCACGGACGCCCACUGUCCCCCAGACGGGCGCUACCAGUUCAACACGGACGUGGUGUUCACCUCAGAUGGAACCCUAGUGGCUCGCUAUCGCAAGCAGAACCUGUACUUCGAGGCCGCCUUCGACAAACCGCCUCGGAUGGAGCUCGUCACUUUCUCCACGCCCUUCGCCGGACGUUUCGGGGUGUUCACCUGCUUCGACAUCCUGUUCCGCGAGCCUGCCGUGGCCCUGGUGGAGGAGCUGGGGGUCCGGCAGCUGGCGUACCCCACCGCCUGGAUGAACCAGCUCCCCCUGCUGGCCGCUGUGCAGUUCCAGCGCUCGUUCGCCCACGCCGCCGCCGUCACAGUCCUCGCCGCCAACGUCCGGGCCGCCAACCUGGGCAUGACUGGCAGCGGCAUCUUCACCCCCUGGCAGGAGGUUCACCAGCACGACAUGGUGGGGGAGACUGGACGCUUGCUGGUGAGUAGGGUGCCGGUGCUCGAUCCUGCAAUGAUGGCAGAUGGCACCGAGAGCACGAGGCUGGCAUGGCUGCCGUUCUCCGGGCAUCGCAGGCGAGAGCCUGGACUUGGCGAGGCAGGAGAUGCCCACGGCUGGCCCAGAGGGGCUUGGUAUUUGGACGCCGGUGGAAAGCCUCGCAGCGCGGAAACAGAGCAUUGCUGGCCAGGCCAUGAGAACUGCCAUGAGGCGCCAGCGCACGAGAAGCCUGUGGAGUUCCACUCAGUCAUGAUGUAUGACAACUUCACUUUAGUGCCCCUACAGGACACUGAGGGGAACCUGACGGUGUGCGACGGCUCGCUGUGCUGCCACCUGCUGUUCAGGAGGUCCACUGCACCCAGCGCAGAGCUCUAUGCUCUGGGGGCUUUUCAGGGCCUGCAUGUGGUUCACGGCACCUACUAUCUGGAGGUGUGUGCCCUGGUGAAGUGCACCGGCCCAGACUUUGCAAGCUGUGGCGGCGAGACUGAGCACGCUCAAACCCAGAUAAACUUCCGACUGGAAGGGAACUUCAGCACUCGUCACGUGUUUCCAGGAAUACUGGGAAACGGGAUGGUACUGGACAUCCCGGAUGAGUCCGGAAAAGAUAGUGACGGGUGGGUGUAUAUGAGCCGGUCCGGAAUGACUGUAGGACUGGUGACAGCCACUUUGUACAGUCGAGUCUAUGAGAAAGACAACAGCUGAGUUGUGGGUCUCAAAAUCACCUUGACAACUGACUUCUAAUAAACAAUAUAUCUCAGUAAACAAAGCAACAGUAUCCAAGGGCAGUUGUAUACUAACGGCACCACAAUCUGAAAAGGCCUUAGAGAUGAACAGGAAAGACGUGCUGUAGAAAAACAAUGACCUCAACAAUUGUUGAUAAGUGAAGUCUAUCAUCUUGUAACUACAUUGUAACAACUGUAACUACAUUAAAAGCUGGCAUGAAAUGAAUAAAAAGUGGUUGUGCACAA
Molecule: messenger RNA, 2671 nt
Organism: Alosa alosa (allis shad)
Lineage: Eukaryota; Metazoa; Chordata; Actinopteri; Clupeiformes; Clupeidae
Gene: btd
Product: biotinidase
Exons: 3
Coding region: 786-2405 (539 amino acids)
Molecular function (GO): hydrolase activity, acting on carbon-nitrogen (but not peptide) bonds, in linear amides
Source: RefSeq, a predicted model, not a curated record